Molecule: messenger RNA, 2409 nt
Organism: Didymodactylos carnosus
Lineage: Eukaryota; Metazoa; Rotifera; Eurotatoria; Philodinida; Philodinidae
Source: the annotation of a GenBank genome assembly
AUGCGAAAUUUGCCCCGGGAGGGAUCGCUAACCGAAAAACUUCAGUUUGUCUCAAAGCGUGUGUUGGCUGAGCAUGACAAAGGUAAAAAACAUCAGGCUAUCGUAGCUGCUAGACAACGUUACGAAUAUUCACAACUGUCAAGUAUUUAUGUGUCGAGAAUUAAACAACACCAUAAUGAUGAGCAAUUAAAAAAUUAUUUUGCUCAGUUUGGAAGUAUUAAAGAUUGUUUUAUGGACAAAGAAAAGCAUGUUUAUGCCAUUAUUGAAUAUGAAAAUCCCGAAUCAGUUGAACGAUGUUUAGCGUCCGGUAAUGAACAUAAAAUUCAAGAUGAUCGAUUAAAAGUAAAAGCACGUGUUCAAAAGCCAUUUCAAGCUAAAAAGAUGAUAUUGAGUGAACAAGAAUUUUUAAAGCUAAAUACAGAUAAAGAAAUUGAAAAACAUACACAAAUGGUUCAUGCACUCAACAAUUGUUCAACGGUUGAAGAACAAGCCAAAUUAGUGGUUGAAUAUGAAAAAAUGGCCGAUGUUGACCUUCGUCAAUGUGAACAAUUUUAUUUGGAAUUACAAAAUUUAUUUUCAAAACACUUUCACGAUUCAAAAUUGAAUUUAACCGGCUCAAUGGCUAAUGGUUUAGCAACGGUUUUAUCCGAUAUGGAUUUAGUUCUUGUACUUAAUGAUACGUACAUUGAACCACAAUCGUAUCAUCAAUCAUACAAUAGUGAUGAUAGCAUACGUAGUCCCAUUAAUAGUAAUACUAACACUGAAAAUUCAAAUGAGUCAAAAAUGGACGUUGAAAAUGGUAACGAAAAGCUGGCAAUGAGAAAUAAUUCGUCAAGCAACGAAGCAUCAUCCUCAACACCAUCACCAUUGUCCGUCAUUCAUUCAGCCAAUGAACUUCUUCAACAAUCUGUUGCUGAUCGUCUCGAUUAUAUUGGCCGUUUGCUUCGCAAUCAUGCACCCAAUGUGUGUCACAUUCAACGCAUAUGUCAUGCACGUUGUCCACUUGUACGUUUUUGUCAUAAACAACAAAAACUAUUUUGCGAACUUUCCAUUAAUAAUCAUCUGGCUGUUUGUAAUACGGAAUUGAUUCAACUUUAUCUUGAAUUAGAGCCAAAUCUUCGUUUAUUGUUAUAUACACUUCGAUUAUGGGCGAAACAAAAAGAUUUAUUUGGAAAAGGAACACGUUUUAAUACCUACACUCUUUUCUGGAUGCUUGUAUUCGUUUUACAACAAUUGCAGCGUUUACCGAGUGUUUCAAUGUUAGUUCAAUUAUCUGCCAAUCAGCGUAUACAUGGUCCGUGGAAUUGUUCGGUACCAGACGUUAAUCAAGUGAAAAGUGUUUUUCAAUCAGUUUCGGGUUGUACGUUAGAGCAAAUGUUACAAUCGUUUUUCUCAUAUUAUUCGUCAAUGGAUCCAGUAAAAUAUUCUGUGUCCGUAUGGUCUGGUAUGAACAGUGAGGUACAACAACAACCCUCAUCUGGUUGUGCUCUAUUAGUUCAAGAUCCGUUUGAACAUUCGCAUAAUCUGUCGUCUCAUGUUUCUGCUUCAAAUUGGUUAAAAUUUCAACAAGAAUGUCGAUCAGCCGUUCAGAUAUUAACUGAUUACAAUAAAAAACGUUUGAAUAAAGCCUGGGGUUGGUGUCUAUUAUUUACGCGUAAAACAUUACCAAAAUCAAACUUUAAAAAGAAGAAAAAUCAAACACCAACGGCUCAGACGCAAAUGAAUUUUAAUCUGAACCAAUUAAACAUUACUCAAACAAAAAUGAAUGAACACUUGUUCCAUUCGUACUUGGAAAAUAUUAUUUUAAAAAUAUUAUUAUUCGAAACAGUUAAUCUAAACGAAAUAAACAAACAACGUUAUGAUCAUGAGAAAUCUAAAAAUAAACGAUCAGUUGAUAAACUAGCAGAAAUAGAAAUAACUCCAAAUGGUUUGGCUGAUCAAUUCAACCAGACGCUCGGUGACUCUCUGGGUCCACCAGCAAAACGACCAAAAUCCAAUGCAAAUAAAGACCAGGCAUCCGACGAAGAGGAUAUUGACGAUGACGAUGAUAUUCAAAUGGCUUAUUCAAAAGUGGCAACAACUUUUAAAGUUACUCAUGAAACAUGGAAAAAUCGUCGUCGUUUGAAAAAAAAUGUAACUGAAAACGAACUCGAUGUAUCCACGUUUCUUCAUGAACAAAUGAUUAGUGAAAAAUUAAAACAAGAUCAAACUAGCCAAAUUGCAGAGCCACUUUAUUUUACAAUGGAAACAACACCCACUGUAACAACUGGCGCAUACGACGUACGAUUCAGUCUUGUCUCGGAUGAACAUCAAAAUCAACAACAUUUUAGUGAAUUAGCACAUUUUCUUGAACAAUUUCUACCAAAAAUACUAAAAGAUCCUUCAAUAAUGGCCAGUAUAGUACGAUAA